AUGAUUUUCGAAGCGCUUGUGACCCUACUUGCUGCCACUCGCACCACUGAGUUCGUUGCUCGAGUGACUGGUGUGCGCACUUUCCUUCCCGUACUCUCCGCCAAGCGGUUUAGUACCGUCGGGGGGAUCGAUGAAGCAACUUUCAUGCGGCAAAUGGAUGAGUGUAAAUCGUUCAAGGACGCUCGUUGGACGAAUUAUUGGAUUGCACUUGCCAGCGAGCAACUUCAGCUUCUCGAUAGCGAGUUGGAAAAAGCCAACCUUGAGUCCAGUCGAGCCAUCUUCGGCAGGCCGCCAAUCACACCACCUUCUCCAGCUGUAUUGACUUUCUUAAGCCAAGGCGCUGCGGCCAUGACACAAACACCACCCGGAACCCCCAUCAGCGUGGAUAUGCUUCCUCAGGACGCUUCAGAUGAGGAAAAGAGCAGCUUCAUGGCGGUGAGCGCCUUACUAAAGGCUGUUGCAUAUUUCUUCGUUGCAGCUUGGCCUGGCCAGACUCAAGCGCGGAUGAACGCAUAUUACGCUUGUGAGAGACUUUUCGAUAUUUUACUAGACGCAAUCGCGCCAACCCUCAACUUGACGGUAGAGCGAUACUUUGUACAAACGAAUGGAGAAAAAGUCAAGGUGUAUGCAUUAUUACCAGAUACCAGUUCAGCAGGUAUUGGAACUCUGGUACCCGGCGUCAUCGUUACGAAUGGACUCGAAGGAACUAAUGUCGAAACUAUGGCGACGGCAUUGCGUACACAAGCGGUACUUUCAAGCGCCUGGUUCUUUAUGGAGAUGCCGGGAACAUACGCUUACAAACAGCCAAUGAGAAGCGCUUCAUCUGAGCAAGUUUACCGUGAUGUGUUGAGCUUCGUGGCUUCACAUAAAUCCGUCGACGAAUCGCGUCUCGGCAUGAUCGGUAUCAGUUUUGGGGGAAAUUGCGCGACUCGGAUGGCUAUAGCAGACAAGCGGCUCAAGGCCGUAGUCAUAAAUGGGGCACCCUUGACUCGAUCACUAAGCCCAACGGGAUCAUUCGGGAUGCCUGAAAUAGUCGUCCGAGCACUCUUCAGCGUCUUUGGAGCGAAGUCCUUGCAAGACCUCAAGAGCAGCCUCCAUGCUCUUAUUCCCUCACGAGCCGACAUCGAGCGCAUUCAUUGUCCCGUACUUGCGAUCAACGGUAAACAGGAUACUUUGAUAUCAACUCAGGACACGAUUGAUCUUGCAGCUUGGGCCCCCAACUCCGAGCUUUAUUUAUACCCAGAUGAUGACCACUGUGCAAUGGGACACAUACGCGAGUGGCUGGAGCUUGGCUCACGUUGGUUAGACGAGAAUUUGUAG
Fusarium tjaetaba is the source of this 1320-nucleotide messenger RNA. Its product is annotated as alpha beta hydrolase family domain protein. The coding region runs from base 1 to 1320 and encodes 439 amino acids. NCBI's taxonomy places the organism in Eukaryota, Fungi, Ascomycota, Sordariomycetes, Hypocreales, Nectriaceae. The transcript has a single exon. The record is from RefSeq and is a predicted model, not a curated record.